AUGGAAAACUUAAACGAUGAGGAUAUCAAACUCAAAAGUUCCCUAGAAAACACAUUUAAAGAAAUAGAUCAAUUUUUUAGUGAUGCUGGGAUUAUCUUUUCUAAAUCGGAACACUUUAAUCUUGUGAAAGAAAUUAAUGCCACAAUGAAUAGCUUUCUUGGCCCUCGAAAAGAAAUUUAUAAUAGGAACGUUCAAACUAAUGCUAAAAACUUUUUGGAGAGUGCUAAAGAAGUUGCAAAGGCAUUUAAAGAAGUUUUCAAUUCUUUAAAAAAAGAAUCCAUCGAAAGUUUCAAAGAGGCUUACAAAAAAUAUAACAGAAAAGUAGAAAAUUCUAAAAAUAUUUAUAGUGAAUUGGAAAAAUGUCUUUCUGAGUAUGGAAGUCAUACCUCCAGUGCCUGUUCGGGAGUUUCUUCUAGUAUUCCAGGGAAAGAAACUUCAUGCAAACAUUUAAAAUCAGAAAGAGCUAAUAGGGCUUUAAGUCAAGCUUUGAGCUUUAAAAAAAAAUAA
Encephalitozoon intestinalis ATCC 50506 is the source of this 507-nucleotide messenger RNA. RefSeq lists its product as uncharacterized. NCBI's taxonomy places the organism in Eukaryota, Fungi, Microsporidia, Unikaryonidae. The transcript has a single exon. Bases 1 to 507 code for a protein of 168 amino acids. The record is from RefSeq and is a predicted model, not a curated record.